AUGUCUCUUGCCAAGCAGAACUUCUCUUCCGCCUCCGAGGAGGCCAUCAACCACCAGAUCAGCCAAGAACUCCAGGCUUCCCAGGUCUACCUCUCCCUCUCCGCCUGGGCUGGCCACGUCAGCCAGGCCCUCCCCGGUCUCGAGAAGUUCUUCCGCGAGUCUGCCGAGGAGGAGCGUGAGCACGCUCAAAAGUUGAUCAACUACCAGAACCGUCGUGGUGGCAAGGUCGUCCUCCAGACCCUCCAGGCCCCUGAGUCUGAUUGGACCUCUGCCCGCAACGCCAUUGAGUCCACCCUCCAGCUCGAGAAGGAUGUCAACAAGUCCCUCUUGAACCUCCACAAGGUCGGCGAGGAGAACAACGACCCCCAGCUCUGCGACUUUAUUGAGUCCGAGUACCUCGAGGAGCAGGUCGAGGCCAUCAAGAAGAUCGCCGACCUCGUCACCCAGCUCAACCGCGUCGGUGGUGAUGGUCUUGGUUUGUACCUCUGGGACCAAGAGUUGUUGAAGAACAGCUCCCACUAA
Linnemannia hyalina is the source of this 522-nucleotide messenger RNA. NCBI's taxonomy places the organism in Eukaryota, Fungi, Mortierellomycota, Mortierellomycetes, Mortierellales, Mortierellaceae. The record is from the annotation of a GenBank genome assembly.